Cylindrotheca closterium is the source of this 1023-nucleotide messenger RNA. The record is from the annotation of a GenBank genome assembly. NCBI's taxonomy places the organism in Eukaryota, Bacillariophyta, Bacillariophyceae, Bacillariales, Bacillariaceae.
AUGAUGCUACUUGCCGAAAAGAAUGAUGGCGUGACAAUCAAAGGGCGGUGUGUAUUCAAAGGUAACGAGACCCGGGAUUGGUUGUCUCGUGAAAACACUGCAAGUCCCACAGCUUCGCAUGAAGCUAUUAUCUGCACGGGUGUAAUUGAUGCCCAUGAAGGUAGAAACAUCAUGUCAAUGGAUAUACCUAAUGCGUUUAUCCAAACAUUGAUGCCCGAGCAGGAAGAAGGAGAAGAUCGAGUAAUAAUGAAAAUUACUGGGCUGCUGGUUGAUUACAUGAUUGACCUAGAUCCGACGUAUCGGGAUUUUGUAGUAAUCGAAAAUGGAUGUCGAGUGAUCUAUGUUGUGAUCCUCCGUGCUAUUUAUGGGAUGUUACAGGCUUCGUUGUUAUGGUACCAAAAUCUGAGGGCAUCACUGGAAGAAUACGGAUUUGUGUUUAAUGUAUACGAUCCGUGCAUUGCGAAUAUGAUGGUCAACAAAAAGCAAUUGACUAUCAGGUUUCAUGUUGAUGAUGUGCUAGCGAGCCACAUGGAACAAAGAGUUCUUGAGGAUUUCUUUACAUGGAUAAAUGAGAGAUACGGAGGACUAAAGGAAAUGACUUGCACACGUGGACGAGUUCACACCUACCUGGGAAUGACAUUGGAUUAUUCAAAGAAAGGCAAGCUGAAGAUUCGAAUGGACGAUUAUGUUCAAAGAAUGCUCGAUGAGUUUUCUGUCAAGUUUAAAGUGGAUGACAAACAGGAAACACCUGCUGGCAAUAAUUUGCUAGAGGUAGGAAAAGGAAAACUAUUGGAUAAAGAUCAACAGACCGAGUUUCCAUCGGAAAAGAAAGUCUGGUCCUAUUGGUCGGCUUGCUCAUGUCACAUUAGGACAUGGCUUGGUCUGCUUAUGUCACGUGGCCAUGUGAUUUUAUCGCAGCCAUUCGACUGGAACCUUUUCAUAUUUAUUUUUGCCUCUGUGCUAAUGUCACCUUUGCCGUGUGAAAAAAUCACCUACUACUUGUCAUUUUGGGACAGGGUCUAG